GGACAUACACGGACAGACAUGACGUUGUGUCAGCGCUCCGAAUCUCGACGAUGAUGUCGCCCCGAGAAUUUUGAAAACAUCAUCGCGAACUUGUCGUUCACCUCUUUUCCGCGCGUUCCAAUGGAAGUCAACAGUAAGAUGCUGACGCGGGCGAGUCAGCAGAACACCAGUCUCUGCCGUGUCUGUUUGAUUGCGGAUCACAACAAUCGAUGCAUCUUCCGCGAGAACUGGGACGACCCGGAUAGCACGAGCGCCUCCGAAUUGUCGACGAAGCUGCGACUGUGCGGCGGCGUGGAGGUGCUGGAGGACGACGGCUUGCCCACCAGCAUCUGCCUUGAGUGUGUGACGAAAGUCAACGUCGCCUACGAAUUGAGGGAGCAGUGUCAGAAGGCUGACAUGAAGCUCAGGAAGCUCUACGGCAAAGCCUCAAGGAAGAGCAUUGCUGGUAACUGCAUUUCUACAAAGGACCAGUAUUGUCAGACUGAACAGUUUUAUAUCUCUGAUACGAUCAAAUCGGAAGACAAUACAGAACUGAGUGUGGACAAUGUAAUUAAUAUAGAGAAGAGUAUCUUCACAGAAUCAAAGACUGUCAUGAGACAUGAACAAAUCAUAGAUGCUUUUAAUGAAGGCUAUUGCGCUGAGGACAUAUUAGUGGACAAUGAGCCAGGUCUAGACUGUGUUAACAAGUUUAAAGAAAUAGGGCACGAAAAAGUGGCCAAGAAAGAAACUUACAGAACGAGACGGAUGACCAUGUUCAAGAGGGUCACAUCUAUGGAGAAUCUGAAAAAUCACAAAGAGAGACAGAGAAGAUAUAUUAAGAAGAGUGCAAUGAAUGUCAAGCGCGAUAGUGGCGAUCACGAGCAUCAGACGAAGAUGAGGAGAAAUCUCCACAAUAGAGUGGACAGAACAUCCGAGUUUGAUUCAUAUAAAUGUUUGGAAUGUGAUAGAUUUUAUUCCAGUAAGAAGUCCCUAGAUAGACACACGUUAACUCACAACGACAAAAAGUUCAAAUGCGAAAACUGUGAUAAGCAAUUCUUCUGUCUGGACAAACUGCUCAAGCAUGUGGAUCUGCACAAAAUGAAGGAGAAGCCGCAGCCGGUGCUGUGUCGAAUCUGCAACAAGAGCUUUAGAAAGACCGACACCAUGGUCAGACAUCUAAACGCUCACAAGAGGGCCAAUCCCAAGGAGGUGUUUUCCAUACUGAAGGAGAUACGCGAUCGGAGGAAGUUGGAGAAUAGCUCGGAGUCCUUGGAAAUAUGCCAGCCGAACGAGGAUAACGAGGAGACUCGGCGGAAUGAAAGAUCACCGAGCGAGAGCGAGAGCAGCGGCGCGACGAAGACUCUGAGAAGACGCAACGUCCGAGCGGAACAGAGGGACUCGGACGUGUUGAACAGCGACUCCAGCAACGAUAAUGUCGAGCCCCAAGACGAUACGUUGCUGCACCACUGCAAGCAUUGCGGCAAACGCUACUCCACCGAGCGAUCCCUGCAACGUCACCUGCUGAUACACGACGAGAAGAAGUUCGUUUGCAGCGUGUGCAAUAUGAAGUUCUACCGGCAGGACCGGCUAAAGAGUCACGUGGACCGGUACGGCCAUGACGAGACGAAGGCGCGCGCGGAGCCGCAGAGACCGCCGGACGACAAGUCGGCUAUCAAGCUCAUCAACAGCUGGAUCAGGGAGGAGCUGGACUCCGAUAAUGAGGGCAAGGGUUUCCCGUGCAAGAUUUGCGGCAAGUCGUACGACACAAAAAAGUCCCUGUCGAAGCACCAAGCGAACACGCACGCCGGCCAGAACGAUUGCUGCGCAAGCUGCGGUGACAGCGUCUGUGGUUGCGCCGAACGCGGCAAGAACGGCAGUCCAGAGAAGAGCGGCAACGAGGCCACCAAGUCGAAGCCGUAUACGUGCGAGGAGUGCCACAAAUCCUUCGAGAAGGAGAUCAAGCUGCAGAGGCAUCUGCGAAUCCACGAGCGCGCCAAGGAGCAGCAGGACGCGAACUUCAAGCGCUUCCUCUGUCACAUCUGCAGCAAGACCUUCCGUCAGAACACCGGCCUGAUGUUCCACAUGCGCACGCACACCGGCUACAAGCCGCACGUGUGCAAGUACUGCGGCCGUGGCUUUACCUCCAAUUCCAACUGCAUCAACCACGAGAGAACGCAUACCGGCGACCGGCCGUUUGUCUGCCACUUUUGCAGCGCUGCCUUCGCCAAGUCCUGCACCCUCAAGGCCCACAUCACCACCCACACCGGCGAGGCGAACUACCACUGCAAGACCUGCGGCAAGUCGUUCCGCCGGCUCAAGUAUCUGAAGGAGCACCGGUUCACGCACACCGGCGAGAAGCCGUACGCCUGUAAGAUAUGCGGCACUGCCUACAGCCACUCCGGCAGUCUGUUCGUGCACGAGAAGAAGUGCAAGGCGCAGUACAGCGGCUACCACCAGCAGCCGGGUGCCGUGGCAGCGGCGCAGAACACGCAGCAGUCCGCGACUGCCGCGUACAACAGUUCCCAGUCUUCGCAGGGUGCCGCGAUCGCCGGCAUCUCGGCCGCCUCCCCUCCCACGCUCGUCACCAGCCCCAUCAUCGGCGGCUUGCCGCAGGCCCAUCUCAACGUUAUCAACAGCACGCUGAGCGCGCAGAUAGCCAAGGGUCACGCGGUGGACAACGUGCAGCGCAUGAACGCGGUAGUCUCGUCCGGGUUACACGCGCACUCCAACGCCGGCGACAUCGCCGAGAUGAACUCCACCGUGCGGAACUUUGCCAUCAUUGGCCAGAUUAACAUGCCUUCUUACAAGUUGACUUACUUCCCCAGUAAAGCGUUGGCCGAGCCGAUUCGCUUCCUCUUUAGUUAUGCCGGCAUCGACUUCGAGGACGAUCGCUUCAACCGAGAUGACUGGCCCAAGAUUAAGUCGGAUAUGCCGUUCGGUCAAGUGCCCGUCCUUGAAGUUGAUGGCAAAAAGAUCCACCAAUCCGUAGCUAUUUGUCGCUAUAUGGCGAAACAAUGUGGCCUCGCCGGCAAGGAUGAUUGGGAAGCUUUGGAAAUCGACGCAACUGUCGACACGAUACAUGACCUGCGUCAAAAACUCGCGGCUUACUCUUACGAGACCGACGAAACUACUAAAGCGGCGAAACACAAAAUAGCCAAGGAGCAAUUGCCAUACUACUUGGAGCGUCUAGAUGCUCAAGUGCAGAAGAACGGUGGCUACUUCGUUGGCGGCGCCCUUAGCUGGGCCGAUUUCACUUUCGUCGGUCUGCUUGACUACUUGAAUCACAUGAAUGACAAGCAGAACAUCAUCGAGAAGUACGACAACUUGAAGCAGCUGAAGCAGAAGGUUGAAAAACUGCCAGCCAUCAAGAACUGGAUCGAAAAACGCCCGCAGAGCGACUUGUAAUAUCGUUUCAAUCAACGUCGGUUUUCGCGAGAAAGUCUGCGUGACUAACAAUUAUCUAUACGUGAUGUUAUUCGAAAUAAUACAUUUCAUAUUAAAACUAUUAUUGGUAACGAACCAGUAUUCGUGAAGCGGAACUACGUUUCUUCUUUCCACUACAUAGUUUUAUGUAUAUUUCAAUAAAUCUUUACUUUCAUUA
Messenger RNA from Odontomachus brunneus, 3580 nucleotides. Its product is annotated as glutathione S-transferase-like. Bases 121 to 3384 code for a protein of 1087 amino acids. NCBI's taxonomy places the organism in Eukaryota, Metazoa, Arthropoda, Insecta, Hymenoptera, Formicidae. The record is from RefSeq and is a predicted model, not a curated record. Gene Ontology annotation, molecular function: zinc ion binding; glutathione transferase activity; DNA-binding transcription factor activity, RNA polymerase II-specific. Gene Ontology annotation, biological process: glutathione metabolic process; regulation of transcription by RNA polymerase II. The transcript has 6 exons. Gene Ontology annotation, cellular component: nucleus.